Messenger RNA from Acanthosepion pharaonis, 696 nucleotides. NCBI's taxonomy places the organism in Eukaryota, Metazoa, Mollusca, Cephalopoda, Sepiida, Sepiidae. The record is from the annotation of a GenBank genome assembly.
AUGGCAAAAUAUCAGAGAAGGUCUUUCGCCAUACGUCUAUCAAUACUGAUUCUAUAUGUCGCUUAUUUUUCUUUGAAACCGGCAUUAUUUAGGCCUUCUGUUAAUAUCUCGCUACUUCAUUCUGUUCCUCUCCAACUUUAUCUCUCUCGCUACCACUCCUCUCUCUCUCUCAUACCUACCGCUCCUCUCUCUCUCUCUACCUACCCAACUCCUCUCUCUCUCGCUACCCUCCUCUCUCUCUCUCCCACCUACCGCUCUCUCUCUCUCUCCACCCACCGCUCCUCUCUCUCUCUCAACCUACCGCCCUCUCUCUCUCUCUCUCCACCUACCGCUCCUCUCUCUCUCUCUCUCCACCUACCGCUCUCUCUCUCUCUCUCGCUACCUACCGCUCCUCUCUCUCUCUCGCUACCUACCGCUCCUCUCUCUCUCUCGCUACCUACCGCUCCUCUCUCUCUCUCACCACCUACCGCUCCUCUCUUUCUCUCUCUCCUCUUCAAUCACUUCUCUCCCCACUUUCUUAUCCGAGUCUCUCCCAUCGAUUCCUCCACUCUGAGUCUCUCCUAUCGAUUCCCUUUGCCCUCUCUUUCUCUCUACUUUGCCCUCUGCUCACCAUCUCUCUCUCUUUGCUCCCUACUUUUUAUAUAUUCGCUUUAUCUAAAUAAACGUGUCUUAUCACUCAAGGAAAACCCUUUUUAA